Hevea brasiliensis (rubber tree) is the source of this 1596-nucleotide messenger RNA. Its product is annotated as phosphatidylinositol/phosphatidylcholine transfer protein SFH9. The transcript has 11 exons. The record is from RefSeq and is a predicted model, not a curated record. NCBI's taxonomy places the organism in Eukaryota, Viridiplantae, Streptophyta, Magnoliopsida, Malpighiales, Euphorbiaceae. The coding region runs from base 333 to 1343 and encodes 336 amino acids.
AAUGAAAAAGAGAGUUUUCCUUUUAAAAGCUUCGGGUAUUUGUUUUUCUUAAUUUUCUAGGCGGGCUAUGGACUUGCUGGUAGACCCAGCUUUAUUGACCUCUAAAACCUGAAUGAUUUGCUCCUGUUUUCUUAAUAUAAACACAUUCAUAGAACCAUUCUUUUUUAGCUGUCUCAAUGUCUCUCUUGUUUCUGUAAAAUCCAGUGUUAGAUAGGAUGCUACUAGUGCACAGAGAGUCAACCAAGAGAAGCUGAAGGCGUUCCUAAAUUUGGGUCUCCUGCAUUUCUUUUUCCUACUUUCGAGAGAGAGAGAGAGAGAGAGAGAGAGGAGAAAUGGGUAUUGUUCCAGAUGAGGCAAUCAUUCAGUUCAAAGCACUAAUGGAUCAAGUUGAGGAGCCAUUGAAGAGGACAUAUCAAAAUAUUCAUCAAGGAUAUCAAACCGAAACUUUGAUGCGUUUCCUAAAAGCUAGAGAAUGGAACGUUGCCAAGACCCAUAAAAUGUUGAUUGAUUGUUUGCAUUGGAGGAUACAAAAUGAGAUUGACAAUAUAUUAAUGAAACCUAUAGUUCCAACCGAUUUGUACAGAGCAGUGCGUGAUUCACAGCUCAUAGGAAUGUCAGGUUACUCAAGAGAGGGGCUUCCAGUCUUCGCUAUCGGCGUUGGGCUCAGCACAUUUGAUAAAGCAUCUGUCCACUACUAUGUUCAAUCACACAUUCAAAUAAAUGAAUAUCGGGACCGUAUAAUUCUGCCUUCUGCUUCAAAAAAAUAUGGGCGACCAAUAACCACCUGUGUGAAGGUUUUGGAUAUGACUGGUUUGAAGCUGUCAGCACUUAGCCAAAUAAAGUUGCUGACAAUCAUAUCAACUGUUGAUGACUUGAAUUAUCCUGAGAAAACAAAAACAUAUUACAUUGUAAAUGCCCCAUAUAUAUUUUCAGCAUGUUGGAAGGUAGUCAAGCCCCUACUGCAAGAGAGGACAAGGAAAAAAGUUCAGGUGUUACCAGGUAAUGGGCGAGAUGAGUUGUUGAAGAUAAUGGAUUUGACAUCUCUUCCACAUUUCUGUACAAAGGAAGGAUCUGGAUCUUCACAACAUGCGGAGAAUGCAACUGAGAGUUGCUAUUCCUUGGAUCAUCCCUUUCAUCAACAGCUCUACAACUACAUCAAGCAGCAGUCCUUGAUCAAUGAACCUGACAAACCAAUUAAGCAGGGGUCUUUCCAUGUUGAUCUGCCUGAGGCAGCUGCUGAAGGAACCAAAAUCGCUGAAACCAUUGAAUCUGAGCUACUUAAGUUUGAGAAUGGUAAUGGGAUUUCCAGGUCAGCAAGUAGCCUUAAAAUCAUCGACGAUUGAGGCUGUUACUUAAGAGAGGUGAAUUUUCAACCUUGAUGCCCAAAAUUACUUUGUUAUAGGUAUACAAUAUAAAUAGUAGCGAUUCCCAAUAUCUAUAAUUCAGAGGGAAAAGCUAAUACUGUAUGUAAUUUUAGAUGUUGGCUGGAUAAUUUGUAUUAAGCUUUCCACAGCUAGAGACGGUGUAGGAAUGUUAAGAGAAUUGUAAUUCCUAGUUUCCUUGUUUUAUGCUGAGGGAAAUCUAUUUUAGCGAUCA